AUGGCCGCGACUCCAAGAGCUAUUGCCGUAGGGCCGGAGCCCGCGCCUCUGAAGCCAGAAGCCACUUUCGUCGAAGACAUCGCCAUCACGGAGAAAGGGGAUGGUGCUGGCCGCGAGAACAUCGUGACCACCUACCGUGCCUACACUCCCGAAUUUGCUGCUCGCAUUGAGAAGCAACUGCUUCGAAAGAUCGAUAUACGCAUCAUGCCGCUGGUUGUCAUCAUCUACAUCUUCAGCUAUCUCGACCGGAACAGCAUAACUCAGGCGCGGUUGUACGGCCUUGAAACCGACACGCAUACUACGGGCUCGCUGUACAACACGGCUAUCGCAAUCUUCUCAGCUGGCUACGUAGCGAUGCAACUGCCAUCAACGAUAUUGAUGACGAAAUUGCGUCCAUCUAUCUACCUGCCUACCACCAUCAUCGUUUGGGCCGUUGUGAGCGGUUGCACAGGUGCAACAUCCAGUCCUGCGGGCCUCCUCGUUCUCCGUUUCCUGCUCGGCAUCGUCGAGGCGCCAUUCUACCCGGGCGCGGUGUACUUCCUAUCCUGCUGGUAUACGAAAAAGGAGUUGGGCAUCCGCAUGGCCUUUCUGAUCUGCGGGCUGCUCCUCUCUAAUGCCUUCGCCGGCCUACUGUCAGCCGGAAUCCUCGAAGGAAUGCAGGGUGUGACGAAACUUGCGGCGUGGCGCUGGUUGUUCAUCAUCGAGGCGCUGGCGACACUAGUGAUCGCUGCUAUUGCUUUGGCUUUCCUCCCGAAUUAUCCUGGCACGACGAAGUGGCUCAGCGAGGAAGAACGUGUUGUCGCACAGGGCCGGCUCGCAAAGGACGUAGCAAGCGAGGAAGUGCUCGACGAAGAGAAGGUAUCCAUGUGGAAAGGCGUCAAGCUGGCGCUGAAGGACUAUCGCACCUGGCAGUUCGCCGGGCUGCAGAUGACGGCAUCGGCCUCGAUUUCCUACUCGCACUACUUCCCCACGCUGAUCAAAGAGUUGGGAUUCAAGAGCAACGUCACGAGCCUGCUGCUCACGUCACCGCCCUACGUCUUUGCCUUUCUUUGGGCGCUGUCGCUCGCAUACAACGCGGAUAGACGGCAGACGCGCUCCCCGCAUGCGAGCAUUUCGAUGGUCAUGUGCAUUAUAGGGAGCAUUCUUCUGAUGACGGUCCCUGAACAUCAGCGCUGGGCACGCUACGCCUUCACGUUUCUGGUAGCAGCUGGCUCCUUCGGCGUCUACUCGACGACAUACACAUGGCUGUCAUCCACCAUUAUCCGGCCUCCAGUCAAACGCGCGGCCGCCAUCGGCUUCGCUAAUACCAUAUCCAACGCUGCGGCGCUGUACGCGAGCUACUUCUGGCUCGACAAGUAUCAGCCGACAUUCCGCGAGUCCUGGGGGUGUUCGUUGGCCUUCAUGGUGUUUGGACUAUUCGUCAUUCUUAGUCUGAGGCUCGUGCUACAGCGGGGCAAUCGCAGGUUUGACAAAUUAGCAGCCGAAGUAGAUGUCAACGACUACGCUGCUAUGGCGAGGUUGGAUGACGAUGCGACAAGGGCUGUUAAGAAUGGAUUCCGGUAUGUUAUCUAAAGGAUGCGAGGCUCGAGCUCUAUUCUGGGGAUGGAUGUUUGGGGGCUAGGAUGUGCACUGGGCAAUUGAAUCAAUACAGGUGGG
This is a messenger RNA of Trematosphaeria pertusa, 1656 nucleotides long. RefSeq names its product MFS general substrate transporter. Lineage: Eukaryota; Fungi; Ascomycota; Dothideomycetes; Pleosporales; Trematosphaeriaceae. The transcript has 3 exons. The record is from RefSeq and is a predicted model, not a curated record. Gene Ontology annotation, biological process: transmembrane transport. Bases 1 to 1572 code for a protein of 523 amino acids. Gene Ontology annotation, molecular function: transmembrane transporter activity. Gene Ontology annotation, cellular component: membrane.